AUGUCAAAACCAGUUCAACCAAUACGAUGGAAACCUUUAGAACUUAUCGGCGUUCUGACUUAUCUAAAUAAUAAUUUUGAGCUGUGGUGUGCGAAUCAUCGUAAUGCUUGCAAUAUGGCGAUUAGGGAAACCAAUAUCAAUCGAGACGAAAAAGCUACUUAUGCUAAAAUUUACAAUUUGAUUAGGGCAAUGGAAGAAUUUCAUCAAUCAGGUAGGAAGCCAUCGUCUUAUAAUGUCAUGUGGGAAGAUAAAAAUAUCUACGAUUUAGUAGAAAAGAUGUACAACAAAUCAAAAAUGAAACAGGAAAGUGAAAAAGGUAAAGAAAUUACAGUUGACGAUGACAUUGAGAUGAGCAUAAGCGAUGAUCAAACAAAUAUUGAUAUCAUGUCGCAAUCAAUUGCGCCUUUAUCAAUUGAGGCAGUGAACAAACUUUGUGAUGAGAAAAUUAAUCAAGUUUAUGAAAAUCAAGCCUUGGUUAUCAAAAAGAUUGAGGAAGCCAAUGAUACAUUUGAAAAGUCAAAUGUUAAAAUUUUUUAUUCGGCUGAGAGAGCUAAAAGUAUAUGCGACGAGAAAUUGAGCAAAAUCGGUCAACUUCGAUCCGAACUUAUCGAAAUGAUCAAUAUUGCUAAUGCUAAAUAUGAAGAAUUAAAAAACUUUCAAUGA
Rhizophagus irregularis DAOM 181602=DAOM 197198 is the source of this 663-nucleotide messenger RNA. RefSeq lists its product as uncharacterized. The record is from RefSeq and is a predicted model, not a curated record. Lineage: Eukaryota; Fungi; Glomeromycota; Glomeromycetes; Glomerales; Glomeraceae.